CUCAGUGAGAGAAUCACUUCCCUGUACACAGACUACCUUCAUUCCAUUCUGAGGAUCACCCAGUACACCUGAAGGACCUGCCAACCUCUACACUACUUACAGCUGUCCGCAGGACUUCUCUUUUCGCCCACACCGUUUCAUUAAUCCUUGGGCUUGGCACUUCUAGCCAUGCUGUACACGGAGCGGAUCCGUCUGUGGCACGAGGCGGUGCAGGCGGUGGACUCGCGGGACUGGCAGGGCGCCCUGUCCAAACUGAGCCAGAUCACAGAGCCCACGUCCCGCACGCUGUUUGUGUACGCCUCCGUCUACCUGGCCCUGGGUCAGCUGGAGCCCGCAAUCCGUGCUCUGGACCAGACCAUCGCCAAAGAUGAACGUCUGGCUGUGGGGUUCUUCCAGAGAGCUGCUGUACACUUGAUGGUGGGCAGGCUGGAGGAGGCUAUGAGUGACUGUAUCUGGGCACAGAAGCAUAUGAGAGGCAACCCUGUCAUUGACUACAAGCAGCUGGGCUUGCGCUUCAAACUUAACAGCUGGCAGGUGAUAUAUAACGCAGCUGCUGUACAAUGCAGAAUGGGCCUAUGGGACAAAGCGUGGGAAAUGCUGCUCACCAUGUCCCAGGAGAAAGGAGGACGUGGAGGGCAGUUAGACACGGCUCUGGAGAGUAUUGCUAGGAGGGAGUUCUUGACCCCUCUCUUGGUACCUGAGGGGGAGGUGUUUCGGCCAAGGAAACAGGAUGUGGAACAGCUACCAGAGAGGGACUUCUUGGGCAAAGCCAAGGUAAUUUCCUCCAUAAUCCCCAAUGAUGACUUUGGAGGCUUUGAACCCCUCAGGUUGCAGAAACCAGGGUACUAUGAGCCCAAGGGAGAGGGCGAACAGGAGUCGCGGUACAUGCGUCUUCGUAGCACUUACAUAGCCCAGGAUCCUGCGGAGCUGACCGUACCUGGUGGGGGACUUGUGUUCAUGUUCAGCGAUGGGGGAAUGGAGGGUCGUGCCACGGUCUUCUACGAUGGAAAGAGAGGCCUGGUCCCCAUAUCCAUGCUGGAAUCUGUGGAUGUCACCAAAUUCAAAAAGAAAAAGGAACUUAGGAGUGUCCCCAAUGGGAUCCCACUGCCACCGGGCCUAAAGCCACCCACUCGCCCAGAGACACGGCCCAGAGCCCCUUCACCACAGCUGGCAACAUCUGGUCACCUUGGGUCUCCACCUACCCCACCACCCCAGUACUCAUCUGUUGUUGACAGUCCUACUGAACGGAGGCCCAGCCCAUCACCAAUAGAGGAGGGAGGGUCAGUAGUGGUGAAGGUGCACUACAAAUACACUUUGGCUUUGAAUGUCCCAGUGGGGACACCAUACAGUCAACUGCAAGAGACAAUUGCUCGUAAAGUGGGGCAUCCGGCCACAAACCUGCGCCUCAGACAGAGACAGCAUGACUCCAGGGUCCUGAAGCCCCUGGAUGGCGAUGCUGGGCUCCGUGCAGUGUUGGAGGAAGCUACUGAGUCUGGCCGGGCUAUCCUGUGGUGUCAGCCUGAAAACCCCCUCCAAGGAAGGACUAUCCUCUACCAGCUGGUAGCUCAGUAUGAUUAUUCUGCCCAAGGACCAGAGGACUUGGAGUUCAAUGAAGGAGACACCAUAGACAUCCUGUCAGAAGCUUAGAUCUGGAGAGCUUGAGAGAUGGGCCUCGGAAGUGCAGGAGUAGCCCUUGCCAGGAAGAAAAGGAGAGAAAAGCGAUGAAUAAAGGGAAUGAGUGGGCUGAAACAUGUAGGAUGGAGCCAUCUUGAGAGAAUGAGAGCUUGGGGACAGUGCUGAGCUGCUAUUUGGUGACAUGGAGUGACGAGCUACGAGCUCGCUAUGCAGAGCUGUGUGGUCCACAGAGAAUGACCUGAUUUCUGCAGCUGUAGAGGUUUGAGUCAAAACCCUGGAGAGGACUUCAUUACCCACAAUUCAUCUCCUCGUUGCUAGCAGAGAGCCAACAAUUUUUUGUGCCUAUCCCAAUUGUAGGCCUGUCUUCCACAAAUUCACAAUGUCUGUUAUUCUGAGAAUUUUUCUUAUUCUUAUUCUAUUAAUGUCUCUCAGUAUUAAGUGCUGAGAAGCCCUGUAUUCCCUGUAUACCCUGCAGCACUCCGAGGUCAGCAGUGAAUAACACUUAUUUUUACCAAUGAAACUGCAUGUGGUACAUAAACACUGAAUAAAAUAAACAUCUCUCUCUCUCUCUCUCUCUCUCUCUCUCACACACACUCUCAUUCUCUCUCUCACUCUCUCAUAUUCAGUCAAUGACGAGUGGCUAGAGGGCCAUACCGCUGGGAAUAUCGGGAUCUUCCCCAGAUGUUUUGCUAGCCAUGAUGACACGGACCAGGACACAGAGGGGGCUGGGGCACUUGGAACCCAGCUAUAGGAAACGCCCGUGGUGGAGAAUCCCUGUGAUGUGAUGCUGUACCCCCUAAACUCUGCCACCUUAUAAAAACCUUUCCUGUCCAUCAGUUCCGCUAUUGACAAUGCCUGUUCUGUUCAACAUUUUACUUCAGAUGUUCUGUUCAACAUUUCUGUUCAACAUCUUCUGCUCUAUCCUGUUCGUCAUUUUUUUAUUUUAUUUUUUUAUGUUCAAUUACGAAACUGCUUCUAUGAACUGUGCAUGUAGAUGUAAUGUAAUGUGCAUUCAACAGUGGCCACUUCUUUGACAUACAGUACUGUGCAAAAUAAUAAAUGCAAAAAUCCAUAAAGCAAAAAAUGGUUCGGAAAGCUCUUGAAUGUUUGCUCUUUUCUAUUGACACACAACUGCAGAAAACAAGAAAUAAAAACAAAAAUAUGUAAGACUUUUGCACAGUACUGUAAAUGCAUAAAUAUAAUCAUAAUGGUGGAGACAUAGGCUCCUGGUCAAAAAGCAUAAAUCAUACACGCAAAGCACGCAUACAAGAUUAUUUUUACGAGAUUGUCUGUCUGUUACUCGCUAAUUCUGUCAUGCCGAGCAUCAUAUGACAAUAAAGAGCAUAUACGUUA
Molecule: messenger RNA, 2988 nt
Organism: Conger conger (European conger)
Lineage: Eukaryota; Metazoa; Chordata; Actinopteri; Anguilliformes; Congridae
Gene: noxa1
Product: NADPH oxidase activator 1
Exons: 16
Coding region: 169-1647 (492 amino acids)
Biological process (GO): superoxide anion generation
Molecular function (GO): protein binding; superoxide-generating NADPH oxidase activator activity
Source: RefSeq, a predicted model, not a curated record